Plasmopara halstedii is the source of this 273-nucleotide messenger RNA. RefSeq lists its product as uncharacterized. The transcript is spliced from 2 exons. The coding region runs from base 1 to 273 and encodes 90 amino acids. Lineage: Eukaryota; Oomycota; Peronosporomycetes; Peronosporales; Peronosporaceae. The record is from RefSeq and is a predicted model, not a curated record.
AUGUUACAGAAACAGAUCAGUGUAAAAGUCAGCUGCAAAACAUCUCGAGAAUUAUUCAAACCUAAUGGAAACUGUCUAAAGUGGGUUCAUGAGUGUUUGAUGGAUGUGAAUUAUAUUUUUUCUGACUUCUCUACAAACACGGCGUCUCUGGACAUCACAGCCUGUGGAAUUUAUCUUCUUAAUAGACGAUACCCGAGGCAAAAGUAUCUCACGGCCAAGCUGAACCCGCGUGCUGUCAGUGUACUCGGCAAAUUGGCAAGUAAAGGUGUAUGA